AUGAAUCUUCCUACUCCAGCGCCAUUGAAUGUUAAAAGUGGCAGUUUAUCUCAAAAUUGGAAGAUAUUUAAAAGAGCAUGGGACUACUAUGAAAUUGCCUGCAAGUUAGACAAAGAAUCCAAUAUUCUGCGUACUGCAACUCUGCUGACUAUAAUUGGCGCUGAUGCGGUUGAAAUAUAUGAUGGAUUUAAAUUUGAUUCUGAGGAAGACAAGAAAGAUAUCAACAAGGUUCUAGAAAAGCUUGAACUAUUCUGUAUUGGCGAAAUAAAUGAAAGCUAUGAAAGAUAUGUGUUUAAUCAUAGAGGGCAAUUGCCUGGUGAACAUUUUGACACAUUUUUGUCAAGUCUGAGAUCAUUGGCAAAAACCUGUAAUUUCGGAGCGUUGGAAGAUAGUCUGAUACGAGACCGAAUAAAUGAUGGAGUACCCGAUAAUGACCUUAGACGAAGAUUGUUACAAGAACGAGAUUUAACUCUGGCAAAGUGUAUUGAUCGCUGUCGAGCUCAUGAAUCGACAAUGAUUCGCCUGGAAACAAUGAAGUCAUCGAUGGAGACUGUCAACGCAACUGAAAGCAAUCAAACAAAGAAGACCCAAUUGAAGCCUGUGACUGAAAGUGCUAAUGAGAGCAAACUCAAUAUUCGUGAGUGUAAAUUUUGUGGUAGAAAGCACAUUUUUGGUAGAAAUUAUUGUCCAGCGUGGGGUAAAGUUUGCAACAGAUGCAAUAUUAAAAAUCACUUUGCAGUGAAAUGUCGAUUGAGAAUUAAAUAUAACCAUGGGACCGAUGGCCCAAAUGCUGAAUGUGUCGAUACUUAUCAUAAAAAUGACAUUGUUAUGUGUGAAAAAAUUUAUACCAAUAGCAGUACCAAUUUAUCUCGUAAGAAAUUUUUUACUCAAUUAUUGUUGAAUAAUUUUAGGAUCAAUUUUCAAAUUGAUUGUGGGGCAACUGUUAAUGUUAUUUCGAAAAGCCACUAUAUUAAGGCCAGCAACGACUAUAAAUUGAUUAAACUAGUACCUACAUCCGCUAAAUUAUCAAUGUAUAACAAGACGUUAAUCUUGCCGUUGGGGAAGAUUUCUUUACCGGUUUAUAACCCGAAAAAUGGUAUAUCUUAUUUUCUAGAUUUUAUGGUUAUAAAACAACCAUUAGUACCAUUACUGGGAUUUGGGGCGAUUCAAGAACUGAAUUUAGUUACUGUCAAUUAUGAAAAUAUCUUUUGUACCAUUUCCAAAUCAUGUAAUUUUGAAAAAUUUUCCAAGAUGUCGCUCAGCCAAAUUUUUGCCGAGUUUGCUGAUAUAUUUACUGGCACGGGCAAACUUGAAGGAAAAUUGAAACUGGAAGUUGAUAAUACUGUUACUCCAGUUCAAAUGCCUGUGCGAAAAGUACCAUUAUCACUUCAAAGCAAGGUUAAGAAUGAACUGGACAGAUUGAUGAAUGAGGGUAUUAUAUCCCCUGUAGAUUGUCAUACGCCAUGGAUUUCAAAUUUGAUUGUAGUAUCAAAGAAAUCUGAUAAUAUUCGUUUAUGCCUUGACCCAAAGCCUUUGAAUAAGGCUUUUAAACGGAACAAUCAUCCAAUGCCUACUAUUGACGAUGUAUUGCCUCACUUUCACAAGGCAAAAGUAUUCACCAUUGCCGAUGUUAAAAAUGGUUUUUGGCAUAUUGAACUCGAUGUUAAAAGUAGUUAUCUGACAACAUUUGGUACUCCAUGGGGUCGCUAUAAGUGGCGAUUGGCGAAGAAUGGCAUUCGGACCUAA
This is a messenger RNA of Styela clava, 1746 nucleotides long. The record is from RefSeq and is a predicted model, not a curated record. Lineage: Eukaryota; Metazoa; Chordata; Ascidiacea; Stolidobranchia; Styelidae.